CAGAACAUUGCUUCAAGGUAUGCCACAAUUUUGACGCAUGGUCCCCCGAAAGUAGUGAGGAAUUUUCGUGAAAAUUUUUCCCAUUAAUUUCUGUGGAAAUUCUCCUGAAAAUUUGUAUCUCCAUAUAAAGUGAUAAUUUGAAAUUGAACCUAGAUUGGUUGCAAAAUGCACAAUGUCCAUUGCCAUGUGUCGAACAAUAUAUUGAAAUAAUUAAAAUGUGAUAGAGUGUCGUGGACAUAAACAUGUAGCUCAUUUGAAUUUUUCAAAUUAAAGUGGUGCUCUCCUACCCCCAUGGAUUGUGAUUAAUUAAAUAGGCUUUUAUUCUAUGAGUACCCCUGUGAUGAUGAUGGCUAAAGUAAACUGCAAUCAAUGCAUAAUUAUGGAGAGUAUCCAGGAGUAUCAUCGUAUCGGAUGCUUCUUCUAUCGCUGCAAUACCAUCACCAUCGAUUGACAGAGAGCAGACAAAUCAACUUGCACUGCCAAUUGCAAUUUAUUUCUACUUUAUAAAGAAAAUAUGGAAAAGGUGGAAUGAUUAGAUGGCAGAAACAAAUUUUCACAAUGUCGCAUAUAAUAUGCUACGGUGAAUUGGAUUUCUUCACGUAGUUUUAUUUGGAAAAUACGCACGGAGCUCAAUAAUUGGGGGAGGGAAGAUAAAUAAAUACCAAACGCCCAGGGAAGAAAAUCGAGAGAAAGACUCUCAAGUAUAAAUAGAUGGAGCGCAAGAGAUCGGUAAGACGGCGCCAGAGCCAAAAGUUGCCUUUUGCUGAACGCGCAAAGGAUCAUUGUCGGAAGUUUACAGCAUUUAUGUUCAGCAAUGUUGGAAUUAUUUUGCUGGUAGUACUCUACACAAUUGCUGGUGCCUUUAUGUUCAUAGCAAUUGAGGGUGAUGGUGAUUUGGAGAGAUCUGCCGAAUUAGCGAGGCACCGAGUGUCCGUGGCGGCAAAACUGUGGAAUAUAUCGUGUUGCGAGGCAAACAUUUUCAAUAAGUCAGCAUUUAUGGAGUUGGUGAGUCAGCAGGUUCUGAAUCAUCAGUACAAUAUUGUAAGAGCUGCCAAGGGUGGUAUGACCGAAUCCGGUAAGACAAAGACAAGCAAUAAAUGGACAUUUUCCGGAGCAUUUCUCUACUCCUUGACCGUAAUCACGACAAUUGGCUAUGGAAAUUUAAUUCCUCGCACAAAAUGGGGAAAAGUAGCAACAAUUUUCUAUGCAAUUAUUGGUAUGCCACUCUUUCUCCUCUAUCUCUCCAACAUAGGAGACAUUCUUGCCAAGUCAUUCAAAUGGAUUUAUGCUAAAGUGUGUCUAUGCAGAAUUUGUCCCGGAGUUACUCGACGUAGAGCAGCGAGGCAACGUCGAAAAGCAAGAGCUUUGACAGCUGAACGAGAUAAUCUACCAUUCGCCUUUUGCAUCUGUUUAUACUACCAACAGGAAGGAUAUUUUAUCGAAGGCGGAGACCUGGAGACACUAUCAAACUCAUCUGUGGAUGUACAUGAAUCGAUUGAUGAGGAAGAAAUUGCUGGUGAUACAGAAACUGUGAUAGUGCCCCUAACAGUUUGUGUCAUCAUCAUGAUUGGAUAUAUCCUCUUUGGAGCUACACUCUUUGGCCACUGGGAGGAUUGGGAUAGCCUGGAAGGGAGCUACUUCUGUUUUAUAUCUCUCAGUAGCAUCGGUUUCGGAGAUAUGGUGCCGGGAUUUAAGAUUACUGGCUUUGAGGGAACUGGUGUUGAGUUGAGUUUUAUACUCUGUGCAAUUUAUUUGUUGCUGGGAAUGGCCCUAAUUGCAAUGUGUUUCAAUUUAAUGCAGGAGCAAGUAAUGCACAAGAUGCGAACAUUCAGGCGAUGUGUACGACGGUGCUUCCACUGUGACAGGUGAUGAUGAACAGCUGAGGACAACAAGGGAGCUCCUGGUUCAUCAAUAAACAAUCCAGAAUGAGCCGUGAAAGAGGUUCAUGUGCUUGUGACGUGUGUUUCACAGCCGUGGCGACAAUUCUCGUCUCCCAUUAAACCUCUUUUCAUCGUCACCACAAAAUGCUCUGUGUGCAUUCUGCUUUUGAAUCUCUCUGGGUUUGGGCACCAUGGAGAGCAGACACUGCCAAGAUUCAUUAGCUCUUCGUUUCAAAUAGUCUUUUUCAUCAACCCCCCCCCCAGCACCCCCCACACACACUCUGCUACGGCGGGCACUCUGGGCUGUGAGGAUAAGAGAAGAGAAGCAAAGAAGAAAGUUCCUCCUCACCCCAUCAAAGCAUCCCGAAGAACGCACCGAGUUCAGGGAUAUAAUUUUUUAUUAAAUCAAUUUUAAUUAAAAUCAGUCCCAGAGUGUAAGUAACAUUCCAUUAAUAAAGACCAUUUGAAUUUUGUCUACUUUAUUGCUGGACAUCAAA
Messenger RNA from Lutzomyia longipalpis, 2377 nucleotides. RefSeq names its product potassium channel subfamily K member 16 (gene sand). Gene Ontology annotation, biological process: stabilization of membrane potential; potassium ion transmembrane transport. The record is from RefSeq and is a predicted model, not a curated record. NCBI's taxonomy places the organism in Eukaryota, Metazoa, Arthropoda, Insecta, Diptera, Psychodidae. Gene Ontology annotation, molecular function: potassium ion leak channel activity. The transcript has 10 exons. Bases 712 to 1869 code for a protein of 385 amino acids. Gene Ontology annotation, cellular component: membrane.